Messenger RNA from Protopterus annectens (West African lungfish), 2395 nucleotides. RefSeq names its product heat shock cognate 71 kDa protein-like. Gene Ontology annotation, cellular component: blood microparticle; vesicle; cytoplasm. NCBI's taxonomy places the organism in Eukaryota, Metazoa, Chordata, Ceratodontiformes, Protopteridae. Gene Ontology annotation, molecular function: heat shock protein binding; ATP-dependent protein folding chaperone; ATP hydrolysis activity. Bases 93 to 2006 code for a protein of 637 amino acids. The transcript has a single exon. Gene Ontology annotation, biological process: cellular response to unfolded protein; protein refolding. The record is from RefSeq and is a predicted model, not a curated record.
UAGUUUGUAGCUGUACGAUUCCUGUUACGUUGUAUUUAUCGGCGGGGUUUUUAUUAUAAGUAUUAAAGGUUAUUGUAUUGCGUGUAGCUAAAAUGAACAAGUCAACAGCGAUUGGUAUUGAUUUAGGUACUACGUAUUCCUGUGUCGGUGUCUUCCAACAUGGAAAAGUGGAGAUUAUUGCUAAUGACCAAGGCAACCGAACAACUCCCAGUUACGUUGCUUUUACGGACACUGAGCGAUUGAUCGGCGAUGCUGCCAAAAAUCAGGUGGCCUUGAAUCCUAGCAAUACCGUUUUUGAUGCGAAGAGACUGAUCGGCAGAAAGUUUGAUGACCCAAUGAUCCAGGCAGAUAUGAAACAUUGGCCUUUUAAAGUGAUAUGUGACGGAGGAAAGCCCAAAGUACAGGUGGAGUACAAAGGCGAAACUAAAUCCUUCAAUCCUGAGGAGAUUUCUUCAAUGGUCUUGAUUAAGAUGAAAGAAACUGCUGAAGCUUAUUUGGGGCACACUGUCACUAAUGCUGUGGUUACUGUACCAGCAUACUUCAAUGACUCGCAGCGCCAGGCUACUAAAGAUGCUGGAGUGAUCGCAGGGUUGAACGUUUUGAGAAUUAUCAACGAGCCCACCGCUGCUGCAAUUGCUUAUGGACUAGAUCAGAAAGGGAGAGGUGAGCGGAAUGUCUUAAUCUUUGACCUUGGUGGCGGUACAUUCGAUGUUUCUAUUCUUACCAUUGACGAUGGAAUAUUUGAGGUGAAAGCAACAGCUGGAGAUACACACUUGGGAGGUGAGGACUUUGAUAACCGCAUGGUGAGUCAUUUCAUUGAAGAGUUCAAGCGAAAGCACAAGAAAGAUAUCAGUCAAAAUAAGAGGGCUGUGAGAAGACUGAGAACAGCUUGUGAGAGAGCGAAGCGUACCUUGUCUUCGAGCACUCAGGCUAGUAUAGAAAUAGACUCGCUUUUUGAUGGUGUCGACUUUUAUACAUCCAUUACUAGAGCUCGUUUUGAAGAGUUGAAUUCUGACCUCUUUAGAGGUACGUUAGACCCUGUGGAGAAAUCUUUGAAAGAUGCUAAAUUAGACAAGUCUAGUAUUCAUGAUGUUGUCCUUGUUGGGGGGUCAACCCGCAUCCCCAAGAUUCAGAAACUUUUACAAGACUUUUUUAAUGGCAGAGAGCUAAACAAGAGCAUCAAUCCUGACGAAGCUGUGGCCUACGGAGCAGCUGUGCAGGCAGCUAUUUUGAUAGGUGACAAAUCCGAAAAUGUCCAAGACUUGCUGCUUCUGGACGUCACUCCCCUUUCUCUAGGUCUGGAGACAGCAGGAGGCGUGAUGACUGUGCUCAUUAAGCGAAAUACUACUAUUCCAACCAAACAAACGCAAACUUUUACUACCUACUCUGAUAAUCAGCCUGGUGUCCUUAUUCAGGUGUACGAAGGUGAAAGAGCAAUGACAAAAGACAAUAACCUCUUGGGCAAGUUUGAGUUAAGUGGAAUCCCACCUGCCCCCCGUGGUGUUCCCCAGAUUGAAGUUACAUUUGAUAUCGAUGCCAAUGGGAUCCUUAAUGUGUCUGCUGUUGACAAAAGCACUGGCAAAGAAAACAAGAUCACCAUCACCAAUGACAAAGGCCGGCUGAGCAAAGAGGAUAUUGAAAAAAUGGUGCAGGAAGCAGAACGGUACAAAGCUGAGGAUGAAGCCCAGAAACAGAAGAUCACAGCCAAAAACAACCUGGAGUCUUUUGCUUUCAACAUGAAAAGCAGUGUGAGUGAUGACGGUAUGAAGGACAAACUUAGUGAGGCGGACAGAAAUAAAGUAUUGGACAGGUGUAACGAAACCAUUGCUUGGCUGGAGAAAAAUCAGCUAGCUGAUAAGGAAGAGUAUGAACACCAGCUGAAAGAACUGGAGAAAGUCUGCAAUCCCAUCAUUACUAAAAUGUACCAGGGAGGUGUUCCACCGGGUGGGAUGCCAACUGGGGGCCACCCUGGUAAAGAUGGCCCCACCAUCGAAGAAGUGGAUUAAGGUUGCCCAAAAAUGGCCAAAGUGAAUCUUCUUGAAAGUACUGUCACAGUUGCAUUGAUGGAAGAUAACUUGAUGGCUAGCCUGGCCAUACACUCUGUCAUUUUUGUUUUAAAGAUGCAGUAAUGAGGGACUUUCCUUUAUAGUUGACUGCGUUAUUUAGUUUUCUGUUUGGCGGGGUUGGGGAUAAUGUCGAGUUACUGUUCAUUGUUUUGGGAAAGCACUAGAGGACUAGCACUUGUGUAUGAACAGCAGUAUAGGAGCAUUAAUUUGUAUGGUCAGCGUUGUACACGUUUUAUCCGUUACAACUACUUGAAACUUUUGUGAAUGCAGUGCUGUUUGUACUUGAAACUCUCAAGAUUGUUUGCAUUCUUAAUAAAUGUUGCAGCACA